AUGGGUGCCAAAAAGAUGCGCAACUUAUCGUACAAAAAGGCCGUGAGAAGACAAAAAAGUCUUGAACAGAGUAUUCAAUCUGCCCAGGAGACUGACAAAACCCUUCGCUUAGUCCAAGAGUCUCUUGCUGUUAUUGACAAACAGCUAGCAGCCUACAUUGCAGACAGAGUUGAUGCAGCACAGGUCCCUCAGGAAGCACAGAAAAUACAAUCUGAAUUAACAAGCCAUGAGAUUAGUUUGGAAGAAAUGAAGAAACAGAACCGGGGUAAAGAUACUGCCAAAAGAGUGCUUUCUCAAAUUGAUGUGGCACAGAAAAAGCUGCAGGAUGUCUCCAUGAAGUUUCGCUUGUUUCAGAAGCCAGCCAACUUUGAACAACGUCUGCAAGAAUGUAAAAGAAUUUUAGAUGAAGUGAAAUUGCAGGUGCCCAAGUUAGAGAUGAAGAGUGUUGAGCAGGAAGCAGUACAAUCACAGUUGGAUCAUUGCAUGAAAUUAUAUAAAAGCCUGAGUGAGGUGAAGUCUGAAGUGGAAACAGUGAUAAAAACUGGGAGGCAGAUUGUUCAAAAGCAACAGACAGAGAACCCAAAAGAAUUGGAUGAAAGGCUUACAGCUCUGAAGUUGCAAUAUAAUGAAUUAGGGGCAAAGGGAUUAUCAGAUUUCUUCAUCUUGGGCAAAAGUGGUCUCCUCAUGUUUAGUUGUGAGGUACAGUCGGUGACAGAAAAAAAACAAGAAUUAGAGAAAUGCUUGAAAUUGUCCCGGAAGCUACGAAAAGAAAUUAAUUCUAUGACAGAAUGGCUUGCAGCAACAGAUGCAGAAUUGACAAAGAGAUCAGCUGUGCAGGGGAUGCCUAAGAAUUUGGAUGCUGAAAUUGCCUGGGGCAAGGCAACACGGAAGGAGAUUGAGAAACGCCAGGUCCAUCUGAAGAGCAUCAGUGAUUUAGGAGAGAAUUUAAAGGCAGUGCUGAAAGGAAAGGAAAGUCUAGUAGAGGAUAAACUCAGCCUCUUGAACAGUAACUGGAAAGCAGUAACUUCACGUGCUGAGGAAUGGUUCAAUCUGUUACUGGAAUAUCAAAAGCACAUGGAGGCUUUUGAUCAGAAUGUAGCUAGUGUCACAACUUGGAUGUAUCAUGCUGAAAUACUGUUGGAUGAAUCUGAUAAACAAAAAACCCAGCAAAGAGAGGAAAUUCUUAAGCACUUAAAGGCUGAGCUGAAUGAUAUGCAUCCAAAAGUGGACUCUGUGCGUGACCAGGCAGUAAACUUGAUGACACACCGUGGAGAUCACUGCAGGAAAGUAAUAGAGCCUAAACUGUCAGAGCUCAACCAGCGAUUUGCAACUAUAUCACAAAGAAUUAAGAGUGGAAAGCCCUUCAUUCCUUUGAAGGAAUUGGAGCAAUUUGACUUUGAUAUACAAAAAAUGCUUGAACCACUGGAGGUUGAAAUUCAGCAGGGUGUGAAUCUGAAAGAAGAGGACUUCAAUAAAGAUAUGAGUGAAGAGGAUGAGAGUACAGUGAAAGAAUUGCUGCAAAGAGGCGAUACACUUCAAAAGAGAAUCACAGAUGAGAGAAAACGGGAGGAAAUAAAGAUAAAGCAACAGCUGUUGCAGACUAAACAUAAUGCUCUCAAGGACUUGAGAUCUCAAAGAAGAAAAAAGGCUUUAGAGAUUUCUCAUCAAUGGUAUCAGUACAAGAGGCAGGCUGAUGACCUAAUGACAUGGCUGGAUGACAUUGAGAAAAAAUUAGCCAGCCUACCAGACCACAAAGAUGAGCAGAAGCUGAAGGAGAUUGAUGGAGAAUUGGAGAAGAAGAAGGAAGAUCUGAAUGCGGUGAACAGGCAGGCUGAACGCUUGUCUAAGGAUGGGGCUGCAAAAGCAGUGGAGCCAACCCUGAUACAGCUCAGCAAGCGCUGGCGAGAUUUUGAGAGCAAAUUUGCUCAGUUUCGAAGACUCAACUAUGCACAAAUUCAAACACUUCAAGAACAUUCAACUUUUGUGGUGACUGAAACUAUGACUGUGGAAACUGCUCAUGUGCCUUCUACAUACCUGGCAGACAUCCUUCACCUUCUACAAGCCUUGUCUGAGGUAGAAGAGCGCCUUAAUUCUCCUGUUCUGCAGGCUAAGGAUUAUGAGGAUCUCUUCAAACAAGAAGAAUGUCUCAAGAGCAUUAAAGAUAGCCUGGGGAGACUGCAGGGUCAUAUAGACAUUAUUCACAACAAGAAGAUACCGGCCUUGCAAAAUGCAACACCAAAGGAAGCAGCAAAUAUACAAGAAAAGCUGACUCAACUUAAUUUUCAGUGGGACAAAGUUAACAAGAUGUACAGGGACCGACAAGC
Merops nubicus (carmine bee-eater) is the source of this 2324-nucleotide messenger RNA. Its product is annotated as dystrophin-like. Gene Ontology annotation, molecular function: protein binding. Gene Ontology annotation, biological process: synaptic signaling. The annotation marks the transcript as partial. Gene Ontology annotation, cellular component: plasma membrane. The transcript has 17 exons. NCBI's taxonomy places the organism in Eukaryota, Metazoa, Chordata, Aves, Coraciiformes, Meropidae. The record is from RefSeq and is a predicted model, not a curated record.